Messenger RNA from Musa acuminata subsp. malaccensis (wild Malaysian banana), 1720 nucleotides. Its product is annotated as altered inheritance rate of mitochondria protein 25. Gene Ontology annotation, cellular component: plasma membrane. The record is from RefSeq and is a predicted model, not a curated record. Gene Ontology annotation, biological process: plasma membrane phospholipid scrambling. NCBI's taxonomy places the organism in Eukaryota, Viridiplantae, Streptophyta, Magnoliopsida, Zingiberales, Musaceae. Gene Ontology annotation, molecular function: phospholipid scramblase activity.
CGCCCGGCUUCAAAAGCUCCUCCACCAAAGUCGCCAAUUACACUCGAACCCUCCUUCUGGCGGAGUCCACCGUCGGUCCCCCUCGUCUCUCCCAUCGGCGACCAGAGGCUACAGGCGGCACUGGCAGCAUCUGUCGACGGUGGAAGGCUCCUGAAACAUCCGCAUUAAUCUCAAAAGCUCAGAUGAGGUGGUUGAAGAAAUGGCUUGCAUCUCCCAUCAAGUUUACCGGUGGGAUCGCUCCUUUUGGCUCGUUAACCGACCGGGCUCGUCAGGAAAUAAUGAACGGGAAGCUGCAUCACACAAGAUACAGUGUUACUGCACUCUUACAGCAGUUUGGCUCAGGAAGUGCAAAUGUGCUGGGGAAUGCAUCCAACUCACAGGUCGACAUUAAAAGACCACAAACUGUGCUGCAUGGUCGCCUAAUUGGCUGUCGAGGGUUUUCAGAUUCUGCUGGCAAAAAACGAACUCUAAGCAGGGAUUGGUUAGCACGACUUUGGGUUGAAGAGAAACGAAACAUGGAAGUAAGAAGAAGGGGAAUUAGAAAGAGGCAGCCUGCUCCACGCGUUCAAGAUAGGGAUUCUGGUAUCAAGGAAACCAUGCAACAACCGCCGAUCAGUCAAUAUGAUGGUGAUCUCUUGCCCCCUGGUUCUCCUGAAGAGGUCAGACUUGCUCCUCUUCUUUCCAGAGCCAAUUUGCUUAUUACCAGAGACAUAGAGUGGGCAAAUAUUAUGUUUGCUUUUGAACAGGAGAACCGCUAUGUGAUAGUGGAUGUUUGUUAUCCCCAAUUACCUGUGGGUUUCAUUCGGGAGAGUAGUAAUGUUAUCUUUAGGCAGCUACUCCGUGGAAGACGUCCAUUUGUUGCUUAUAUAUUUGAUGCCAUGGGCAAUGAAAUAUUUAGAGUUCGCAGGCCAUUUUGGUGGAUAAAUAGCACAAUAUAUGCAGAAAUAGAUGGUAAGGAAGUGGGUGUUGUCCAUAGACGUUGGCAUCUUUGGCGGAGAAUCUAUGAUUUAUACUUGCGAAACAAACAAUUUGCCGUGGUUGAAAAUCCUGGCUUCUGGAAUUGGACAUUUACUUUAAAGGAUGAAGAUGACAAUGUACUGGCUCAAAUUGAUCGUGAUUGGAGGGGUAUUGGUUUUGAGCUCUUCACCGAUGCUGGUCAAUAUGUGAUUCGAUUUGGGGACUCUAAUUCACUUCCUAUAACUGAGCCUGCUUCAGGGAUUCAAGAGUUAGAAGUUGCUCGCCCACUAACUCUUUCUGAAAGAGCGGUGGCUGUCGCUCUUGCUGUUUCUCUGGAUAACGACUAUUUCUCCAGGAGUAGAGGCUGGGGACUUCCGAUUCUCGUUGCCGGUGAAUAGGAAAUCUAAAGGCCUUCUGAGAUUGCUUUGGUAUUAUUGUUCCAAGUGGUGACUUUGCUCUCCUGUGGUGUGGACCCUCUUAUCUCGUCUAACCCACAUUUUCUUUGAAAAAAGAAUAGGUGCAUCUUUGGAGAUCUCCGAUAUUAAGAAAACUCAGACAUCAUGUUCUUGAUGAUAUAUAUAUAUAUAUAUAUAUUUCCUUUUAUACUUUCAUACGCUGGUAUCUUCUACCCUCUUGUGGAGAACUCCAUCCACCAAAUUAGUAUAAGCCAGUGAUCAAGUUAAAGUUGGAUAAAAAAGAAUGGUUUUCUUCCUGAUACUAUUGAAGAGUGAUCUCCAUUAACGUUGUGGUUUAGCAGAUAUCA